AUGAACGACACCGCCGACGUAGCUGACGAUCCAUGUGCCUACGGAGAACCGCGAUUUCUUUAUGAGAGGUUCAUAUUGGUGGCAAUCGUCGGAACCAGCGUGGCCGUGAUCAACAUUAUUGAAAAUGUAUUCCUCUGUUUCAUGUUUUUUAGCAGGAAAUCUUAUCGCUCAUCCCAUUGCCUUUACUUGGCCCUGUUGGCAUUUUUUGAUAUUUUCAUCGCUGGCGCCUAUAUUCCGUUGAUGAGUCUGAACCUCGUAGUCGAUUACUGGAGAUCGGUUACUCUUUUGAGGGCAUGGUAUGUUAUCUUUUUGUUAGAACUAUUCAUAUUCUAUUCUAAAGGAGAUGUGUUCCGCUGCCUAUAUAGGUCCUCUUUCGUUCAACGCAUUUUACUUUCAUUUUAUUUUUUUUUCAAUUUUUCUAUGAACCGCAUUAGUGAACAAGAAGACCGCCCUAGAUACGUUCGUGUAUUUGUGCGACUGUUCACCUACAUGAUCCCGAUGAUCACCGUCUCACACAUCGCCAUGACGGCGUCGUCGUUUCUCAUGGUGGCCGCUAGUUUCGAGCGAUAUUGUGUGACUGUUCACCCUCACGUCACGAAAUUUCUUAAUCGGAACAGGUUCGUUCGAAGUUCAAAACCAUUCUUAACGUUUCGUAUUUUCCUGAUAAAAUUCAAAAAGCCAAGACGUUUCAAUUGGGACCCGUAG
Molecule: messenger RNA, 705 nt
Organism: Ostertagia ostertagi
Lineage: Eukaryota; Metazoa; Nematoda; Chromadorea; Rhabditida; Trichostrongylidae
Source: the annotation of a GenBank genome assembly